Molecule: messenger RNA, 744 nt
Organism: Oncorhynchus masou masou (cherry salmon)
Lineage: Eukaryota; Metazoa; Chordata; Actinopteri; Salmoniformes; Salmonidae
Product: jeltraxin-like
Exons: 2
Coding region: 1-744 (247 amino acids)
Source: RefSeq, a predicted model, not a curated record
AUGUACACAGACGCGGUCUCUCCCUACUCCUCUCCCACUGUCUACCCCACUUCUUCUCCCUCCUCUCCAUACACCUCAUAUCCCUACACCACCCCCUCUCCCCCUCUCUCUGCUCUGACUGUGUGCCUGCGUUACAUGGCUGAGGAGGGAAAAGACUUGACUCUCUUCAGCCUCACUCAGGGGAACUACUGGAACCUGUUACUGGAAAGGAACAGUGGGAUGGACUACCUCUCCACCCAUUCCUCCUCUCAGUCCUUCCGCUCCUAUAGGCUGUUAUCAAAGUACAUCACAGACAUAGAGCAACGCCCUUGGACCAAUCUGUGUGUUACUUGGGAAGCAGAGACGGGUGUGGCCCAGGUGUGGAGGGGCGGGACUGUCAGCAUUAGGAAGAGAGUGCUUGGACAGGUGACCAAUGGGCCUCCUGUCUUGAAAGUGUAUAAGUCUGAGGGGCAGGUAACUGACGCGGAAGUGUGGGACAGCGUCCUCUCCCCAAGCUGGAUAAUGUCCUACAUGUCUGGGUGGCAGUCCUACUGGUCCUACACCCCUGGUAAUGUGCUGACCUGGUCCAAGGCCAUCUACUCCACCAAUGGUGAGGUUCUCCUGGAGAGAAACACCUACAACUUUGACCAUCAGCCUAUCAGUGGCCACAACCAGCGCCCAGGACCAUUUAAAAGGGAGACAACGAGAAAGUUUGAAUGGAGGAAGAGUGAGAAUGCAGAGCAGAGACAGAGGGCAUGGCUGUAG